AUGGCUGCUUCUUCAUCCUCUGCGGCUUCCUUCUUUGGAGUUCGACAAGAUGAUCAAUCUCACCUCCUUCCUCCUAAUUCCUCCGCCGCUGCUCCUCCUCCUCCUCCUCACCACCAGCCACCGCUGCCUCAGCAACCCCUUGAAGCUCCACCGCAGAAAAAGAAGAGAAAUCAACCAAGAACUCCAAAUUCCGAUGCAGAAGUAAUAGCCUUAUCUCCAAAGACACUAAUGGCUACAAACAGAUUCAUAUGUGAAGUAUGCAACAAAGGGUUUCAAAGAGAACAGAAUCUACAACUUCACCGAAGAGGACACAAUCUUCCAUGGAAACUUAAGCAGAAAUCGACCAAAGAAGUGAAGAGGAAAGUGUAUCUUUGUCCGGAGCCCACGUGCGUCCACCAUGACCCGUCACGUGCUCUCGGAGACCUCACCGGAAUCAAGAAACAUUAUUACCGUAAACACGGUGAAAAGAAGUGGAAAUGCGAGAAAUGUUCUAAGCGUUACGCAGUUCAAUCGGAUUGGAAAGCUCACUCCAAGACUUGUGGUACCAAAGAAUAUCGCUGUGACUGUGGUACACUCUUCUCUCGGUAA
Messenger RNA from Thlaspi arvense, 588 nucleotides. The record is from the annotation of a GenBank genome assembly. NCBI's taxonomy places the organism in Eukaryota, Viridiplantae, Streptophyta, Magnoliopsida, Brassicales, Brassicaceae.